AAAACACAUUAUUUUCUAUCUUGUAUUUUUUUUUAACAAAAAAAUUCUUAAAAUUACAUAAAAAAAAUUGCAAAAUUUUUCGUGCUUAAAAUCUGCAAGUGUUAACAUUUCCACCUAAUCCUAUAGAAACUUUUUUGUUUUGGCAACAUGCUUGUGACCACCUACCAGCACGACUAUGUGCCGCCUUACGCCAAACGUUAUGAAUUCGUGAAGAAACAAGGCAAAGCGGACAAAGAGCAGGAAGAAUGCCAAUGCAUUGAUACGGCAAAAAUUGAGAUACCAAAAGCGGCGCAGGAGAAAUGCGAAAGUGCUGCAGAAUGGACGGGCAUUGCGCCUAUGGGUCGCCUAAUCGAUCCACGUAUCAUACCAACGAAAUUGACGCCCGAGCAGGCUGAUAACUUAGCCAAAGAUACCGAUGCUGAUUGUUUUAAGGCACAACCGAAUCGUUUUCUACAAAUAUUACGUACCGCCUACCCCGAUCUGUAUGAUCGUCUCAAGCAAAUGCCGAAAGAUGAGCUAAAUAGACGUUUGGAACGUCAACGUCUCUUCACAACAUAUCAAAUAGAUUAUGGUAAUAUGAAUGAAUAUCCCGAGGGUAUAUACGAGAGUCUCAAAGAGAAGGAUGACACAACGAAAUUAAAUGCAACAAAACUACUCCAAAAGGAGGGACCCUGCGAUGUUUUUCGCGCCAAUGUUAUGCAGGAAUUGGAUAAUCAAAUACGCAAUCCAACCAUUACCGACCCUUGUGAGCAUGCGUACAAACCAUUUAAGAUCUCCUUUACCGAUAGUUCACGCUUCAUUAAUAGUGGCAAUAAUUCCCAUUGGCGUAGUAAAGCAUUUGUGACACGCACAAAUUUCUCCGAGUAUAUGGAGACUAUAAGUCGUAAUGGUUGUGUUAUAAUGAAAAAUAAUAUACAUGAUCACAGUAAGUGCGGUAGCAAUGGAAAACAUUGCCGUCAUCCGUUGUUGAAUGUGUGCAUAAAUCAUGUGCGUUGAGCAAGCAGAGCGUUAGAGCUGUCAAGCGCGAAAGUUUGUAACGUUUCUUGAUAAGUGUAUCUCAGCAGUGUUGUCACUUUUGUCGGAGGAACGAGUGCAGAAUGUUUGAACUAUAGUAAAAUAUUGAGAGAGAAGA
Ceratitis capitata (Mediterranean fruit fly) is the source of this 1132-nucleotide messenger RNA. RefSeq lists its product as uncharacterized. NCBI's taxonomy places the organism in Eukaryota, Metazoa, Arthropoda, Insecta, Diptera, Tephritidae. Bases 148 to 996 code for a protein of 282 amino acids. The record is from RefSeq and is a predicted model, not a curated record. The transcript has a single exon.